Messenger RNA from Exaiptasia diaphana, 1964 nucleotides. RefSeq names its product cilia- and flagella-associated protein 298. Gene Ontology annotation, biological process: regulation of cilium movement. The coding region runs from base 37 to 906 and encodes 289 amino acids. The transcript is spliced from 7 exons. The record is from RefSeq and is a predicted model, not a curated record. Lineage: Eukaryota; Metazoa; Cnidaria; Anthozoa; Actiniaria; Aiptasiidae.
AAACGGAAGCGAGAGAAACGAUAGCUAGGCGUUAAUAUGGUAAAAUUACAUAUAAAACGUGGCGAUGAAAGCCAAUUCCUGUACGAAACAACGUGUAGUAUAGAAAUAAAUGAAUUAAUUCCAGAACUUGUUCGUAUCUACAAUGGUAGACUCAAAAUAGAAAGGCUGAAUUAUGAAAUAGAAGAGUUAGCCAAACAUGGUAUCUCAUUGCCUCCCAACAUGCAAGGUCUUACAGAGGAACAGAUAUCAGACUUACGACUUAGGGACGACUGGGAAGAUAAAUGCUCACCUAGUGGAGGCUAUGUGGAAACUAAAGACCCCUUGACUAAGAGAAAUGGAAGAGCUCCUAACGAGAAAAUGUCUGAAGUAUUAAAUCGCACAAGGCAAGAAUCAAUGGCAAUAGUUUCAAAGGAUAAUGUGAAAGCAGAUGUUUGUCUUACAAUGGAUAAAGUCCAGGCUGCGAUAGAUCAAAUGAGAGGUGCUGUAAUGAUAGUAUACCCCAUGGGAUUACCACCUCACGACCCAAUCAGACUGGAGUUUGAUCUUCAGGAAGAUUUGUCUGGAACACAGGCGUCACUUCAAGUGUUAGAAGAAGAUACAGCACAGCUUUGGUGGGCUGGCAAAGAAAUGCAGCGUGGAAAGAAGUUACAAGAUUUUAUUGGGAAAAAUGAGAAAACUAAAUUAAUAGCUAAACUGCAAAAGAAAGGACAAGGUGCUCCAUCAAGAGAGCAAGCUUUCAAUGAAGAUCAGAAGAAGCAAAUGAUGGCACAUGCUUACCGCAAGCAAGAGGAAUUAAAGAAAUUAGAAAGUAGUGAAGAUGAUCAUUAUCUCAACUCAUCGUGGGCUGAUCCUAACUCAUUAAAGAGACAAUUCCAAGGGGUACGUGAUAUAAAGUGGAGACCAUAACAUUAUCCUUAAAACUAAAUGUAAACAUACAAACCUCUAGAUGAAUAUCUGAUAACCCUUAACAACACAACAAUCAACAAAGUAGAUAUCAGAUCAAUCACUAAACAAGAUGAGUCCUGUAUCGAUUUCUUAUCAUUCUUCAUCUUGUUCUUACAAAAGUAGAACAUGAUUUGAUAUAUUGCUAACCAAUGCUAUUAGUCAUUAAGGAUGUAAUCUUUGAAUUUUUUAACACUUGCUGUAUAAAAAAUAGUAAUUUAGGUAUGUAGGCUUGCUUUUUGUGUAAAUAAAACAAUACUUAUUGCACUUAAAAUAGGAGAGUAGAGGAAAAUAUAUUAAUAUCUAGUAAACAGCCAGUUUUGGUUCAGGAAACCUUGGAGUUUUUUUACAAAUACAUUAAUGACAAAUCUGUUGAAUGUUUUUUUUUUAUUUUCUACAAAAGAUAAGAGCAUAUUGUAAUGACUAUUAUUACAAUAUAUAUACAUGUUAAACUCCCUUAGUUUUAACAGUUCAACUGUUAAUUAAUGGGCUAUAUUAUAUGUUGCUACCCAUAACCUAAGACACUGCAUACUACAUGUAUUCAAUCAUAUAAGAAGAUUUUCCAAAACCCCUGUAUAUCUUGAUCAUAAACAUUGAUUGAUGAGAACAAUUGUGCUAAUUACUAAGCGUGGUAACUAGCCUUGAGAUUUCAUGUGUAGAUGUAUACAUUCAGAUGACUUGACCUGGCUAAAUUGUAGUAUAGUUAAUAUAUUAAAAGAUCUGUAGUGGUCAAUUCAUGAAUGACUGCAUGAAUGAAGAGAAAAAAUCUUAUCAUUGUGCAAUAAUUAAUUUGUAAAAUAUUCAAUAAUACUGUAAGUCAAUUUAUACUUGUAACCAGUUCCUGCUGAUAAAUUAUAAAACUACAUAAAACAAUAAAACAUCUUAUAUAAAUGUAGAAUAAUAAAAAUCUAAGUUUGAUAUUAGCUGGUUAAGACAUUACUGUAAUAUUUAAGAGGUUGAAAAUUGCAAUGAACCAGGAUAUUGUUUGUUGUCCCUGCAUUAAAAUCAUGCAUCCAUUGUAA